UUAUACGCGUAAGUGCGUAGUAAUUCCCUUAAACGAAUGUUUGAGCUUGUUUAAACUUAAACAUGCUGAUCAACGAUCAACUCAGGAUUAACUGAAACGAUCGCACCUUAAUUAAGAGACACGAGGGAUCUAUCUUUUUGGAAGUACAGACGGAACAGUUGAGAUGGGAAGGGACGCUUUUUUUUCUAAAUUUAUGUUCGCAGAUAACUGACUUUGGAAUUAUUGAGAUAAUUGCUGCCGUUAAAAAGGAUGCUUCUGUAACUACUGUAUAAGUGGAAGGAGCCGUCCACAGUCUUGUGAAAGUGAAGACAACAUAAUUUCAGUGCAUUCGUAAGGACGGACUGUUUGUCUGAAACAAUGCAUUUAAAACAGGAAAGACAGUUUUCUUGCUAAUAUUAAAGACUGAACACAAUUUUAUUGUAUCAUAUCGUUUACCCACAGACCCAAUCAGAGACUCCACGAUAGAAUAUGAGAACAAAAACAUAAAAUUUAUUUUUUUCAAGUCGUAAAAGAUGGGGAAUGUCUGGCCAAGGACGUCAAAUGAGAAGCAAGUGCGCACUGAUCUGUUUUUGGAAAGAGCGGUGCUGUAUGGCGGCAUAAUACCUGGCGUAUUACUGGGUCUACUAGGACUGAUCGUUUUCAACUUUGUGACCAGACUUGAGUGUUAUCCCAGCCAUAAUGUGAGCCGCAUCGGAUACAGCGCCGCCCUGGUGGAGGACUACUGCUGGACACACUACGAUGCUUACGAGCCUCGGAACUUCACCAAUGGAUCGAGGACAUACACAGAAAUCGACAGCAAAAACAAAACACAAAAUAUCACUGAAAAUUACGAAUACGUCUACAGUAGAACUAGUCGGUCUUUGCCGCACAAAUAUUUAUCCAUUUUGCUCCUUGUUCAAGCUGCAACGUUACUUAUUCCGUGGAUCUUCUGGCGCGCAAGCGCGGUUGAGGAAUUGAAGACGAGCAUCAGCGCCAUUUUGUGGCACUGUAAUAAUUUGACAAAACAAUAUCAGCAUUUUGAAGCUGAUGAAACAGACGAGUUAACCAUAUCUGAAAACAUAGAUGGAUAUUUAGAAUGCCUUCAUUUUCUGCUUCGUUCAAAGAUGAGAAAACUCUACUGGCUGUACUUUGUAAAAUGUGUGCUUUAUUUUGCCAUUCUUUUAGCAUGGUUCAUUGGAUUUAUCUUUCUCGUAGCAGGCAACUUUGCCUCAAUCUUUGAACGAAAUUUUUGGUGCUUAUUUGACCCGAGAAUAGACACAUAUUUAUUUCAAAGAUAUCAGACUUGGUAUCCAUUGGAUGAAAGGUACGUUUUCAUAAAAUGCUCUCUGUACGCAUUCUUUCUACUGAUUAUAAUUUGGUGCAUCAAUGUUGUGCUCCUGGGAAUCCUCCUCCUUACGGUACUCAUUCACAUGAUAGUGGACCUGUGUAUUCCAUCCAGUUUCGAUGGAACCUUUAUGCAUCAGACGGUCCCAGGAGCAGCAGACGACCGAUUAGCACAACAGAUACAAGGUGACUACGCGUCCCAGUAUUACGGACUUUUCUCCAAAUUUUGCACGACUAAUGCAGGGAACUUUUUGGAUAAUUAUGCAGUGUCACAGUCAAUAACAGCAAAGAACCAACUUCUCUACGAUUCAGAAAACGACGAAUAUUACAGAAAAGGAGAAAGCUGUGCGCCAAUACUUACUAAAGGUCAAGUGGCACGCGUUAAGAAACGUGACAAAUCGUCACGAAAUUCAAAUUCUAAAUCGAAAUCGUCGAAAGGAAGCAAAAGUUCGACAAAAAUAAACGAUUCGAGUAAAGUCAAUGAAAACGUGAAUGCAAGUAAAACAUCAAAGACAACAGAGUCUACGAACGUCAACGAAAAUGUGAACGUUAAAUCAAACAGAAAUGUAAAAGAAAACAAUAAUUCAAGUACGGUCACCAAUGUGAAAAAGACCACCGCCAACGUGUAUUCGAUCAACCUGGAUGAGUACGAAACCAACUACCAGAGGGCAGCACAGUCUAAGAGAGGAAAAUCUCGCAAACGAAACUGGGGACUGUUUGGUUGGCCUUGGGGAGGAGGCAAGAGCGGGAACGGUGGAAAAGAUAAGGGGCACGGCGCGUCAGACGGAUCGUCUGGGUAUGUUUCUGACGGUGAUAAAAAGUGGAAAAAUCAGACGACGCAAACAAAGCCAAGACGAGAACGUAAAGGAGCCUCAGAAAGAAAGGCCGGACGAAAGUUCCCAAAUGGCAUCCAUGCUCGACAUGUGAACGUAUUUCCUACAGAUCACGAUGAACAUAGGAGGUUCUCUCCUCGAAGGAAGCUAAAAAUCGGACCUGCAGACGACAACUUCCUUGAGCAGUAUCAUACACCACGUGGGCAAACGGAUGAUGAAAAUGAAGCAGAUGAUCUUACAAAAGACCCAAUUGACGCCAUUGGUAAUGCCAACUCUGGAAAUAAUGGGGACAGCACAAACGGAGAAAAUGUACCAUCGACCACUAAAAAUAGCGAUGGUAUUGAUAACUCGACAAGCAAGCUCCAAGAUCCAUAUUACUUUCCUCCGAUUGGACCCAUCCAAAAAGGCGAAAACGGACAAGGAAACAGAAACGGGUCUGAGCCUGGGCACGGAAUCUCAACUGGAAGUAGUUCGAACUCUCCGCGCCCUCACGUGACCUUUGCUUCCACAGGCAGACACGGAGGCCUGGCGGCAGGAACAAGACUAAAGGCCAACCAACGGAGACGAGGAUUACACCCUUACGGUUCUCCAUCAGGUGACCACGGAUAUGUGACGUCAGAUACCGAUGGUGAAGUUCACACACCGCGCGUGCGAUACUGUUCACACGAGGACGGGGAUGAUUACAUGAAGUUUAUUGACAAGCCUCGGAAAACGAGGACAGUAAAUGUUUGGAGGCCGUGACCAAGUCAAAAACAUACAGAUACGGACAGUUCUCGUAGUUUAAUAGAAAUAAAUUAUAGGUUUCAGUGCCCAGUGACUCACUUAACAAGUGGGUGUGAACCGGACGUACGUUGAGUCGAUGAAUGAGACUUGAGCUUUAAAAAGUUUUAUUCGCACUGAAUUCAACAAAAAUAUUGAUUGACAUUUCGCACACCACCAGACAGACAAGCACAGUUCACAGCCGUUAGAUCAAGAAGAACGAUCCCAUGCAUAUUUUUUUCUAUUGCAUGCAUGGAGUGACUAGUUUGAAUACCGCAUAUGUAUAUACAACUGCCUUAGAUGUACCGAUAAAAAUAUAUUAACGCCUCACUUAAAAAUAUAUAUAUGUUAAUGAAUAAAAUAGCAUGGUGGCGUACUGUUUUUAUGUUGUGAGAGAGAGACUGAUAAAUUUUUCAUAUUUUCAUAAUAUUAGUUAUCUGAAUGAAAUUCGUUUAAUUGCUCAUUUGCAUAAGACUAUAUUCAAUUGAUAAUGUAACUUUUUUGUAAUACUUAAUGGGGUAUAUAUACAUGUUCUCCUAUUCCUAUAUAAGUGGUCAACCGAACAACUGCCGACUGUUACAUGA
Messenger RNA from Lingula anatina, 3499 nucleotides. RefSeq lists its product as uncharacterized. The record is from RefSeq and is a predicted model, not a curated record. Gene Ontology annotation, molecular function: channel activity. Gene Ontology annotation, biological process: monoatomic cation transport; positive regulation of interleukin-1 production. NCBI's taxonomy places the organism in Eukaryota, Metazoa, Brachiopoda, Lingulata, Lingulida, Lingulidae.